AACACGAGGGAAAAAUCGCGGUGUCGAAUGGCUGUCAUCGCUUUUUAUGACAGAUGUUUUGCGUGAUAAAUUUGCUUUGUUAAUCUGUAUGAAUAAUAGUUUCGUGAGCGUUAUUUGAUAAAUAAACAAUUAAUAAGUACGCUUGCGAUUGGAUCAUUCACUAAAAGUGAAUAUUUUUCAUCAAAUGACUGACGAUCAAGAAAGUCAAAUAUCCGAAAAUAUUUUGAAGUAAAGAUUUGGAGCCAGCUGUCUUCACCAUCACAACGGACCGCGAAUACGAAACAUCCGGGCUGAGGUAUUGAUAGUGUAGUGGUGGUUGAAUAAUAAUAUUUAAACUACUCGUGAUAAAGGUCGAAUAUUUGUGAAAAUGGCAAAGACCUAUGAUUAUUUAUUUAAACUACUACUGAUCGGAGAUUCGGGCGUCGGCAAAACUUGUGUAUUAUUCAGAUUUUCCGAAGAUGCAUUCAAUACGACCUUCAUCUCUACUAUUGGAAUUGAUUUUAAAAUUCGUACAAUUGAGUUAGAUGGCAAGAAGAUUAAAUUGCAAAUAUGGGAUACUGCUGGACAAGAAAGGUUUCGUACAAUAACAACGGCAUAUUAUCGUGGUGCUAUGGGAAUAAUGUUAGUGUAUGAUGUUACAAAUGAAAAAAGCUUUGAAAAUAUAAAAAAUUGGAUUCGUAAUAUAGAAGAAAAUGCAUCUGCUGAGGUAGAGAAGAUGUUAUUAGGCAAUAAGUGUGAACUUACAGACAAGAGACAAGUAUCGAAGGAACGAGGUGAACAACUUGCAGUUGAAUACGGUAUUAAAUUUAUGGAAACGUCUGCAAAAUCUAGUAUCAAUGUCGAAGAAGCAUUUUAUACUUUGGCACGUGACAUUAAAGCUAAAAUGGAGAAAAAAUUGGAAGCAUCAAAUCCACCUAAAGGUGGUGGUCACCAGUUGAAAGCAUCGGAACCACAAAGGAAACCGCCAAGUUGGUUAGCUCGCUGUUCUAUACUCUGACCCCCUAAAUAUUUCCGACCUUUGAAUGAGGCCAACUUGUCUAUUAUUAUUAAUUACUUACAUACAUUUCGUCGAACAAAUUUAACGUUCUACGAGGCUUCAUAUGGUCCAGUAAUUGGGCUCUGUGAUUUCACACCUUGACAAUGGACAUUGACUGUGUUUUUAUAAUCAUUAACAUUAAAUAAUUUCUUACUGAAAGAACCAUUAGAGGAGAAAUUGUCAAAACUGUUUCAGUUGGUUUUUCUGUAUCGUUAAUGAUUAUAUUUUUUUAUAAAGAAGAAAUAGAAAAACAUGUAAUGUACACAUUUGAAAUGGAAAUAUUUUGCAACUGCAUUUUUGUAUUAUCUUUUAUUAUAAUCUUAUCAAUAAGUAAUUUGUGAAAUAAUAUUGUUGUGAAAAUUGUGAUAUUUACAGCAAAAAAAUUCAUAAAGUAAUAAGUUUCAUCUUAUUUUUUACAUUUCAUUGUGCUUCUGUGAUUGUUUCUCCUCUGGUGUUGUUAUGUAAAGAAGGGAUACAAUGGAAUCAAUAUUAAAGAACCAAUACUAAAUGUGAAAUGCAAGUAUAAACUACUUCGCUUUAAUAUUGGGGGAAUAUCAUUUUUAUAAGACGCACGAAAUGCAUUCUUUUACAUCAAAUAUUUUUGUGUUCCUGUUAUUAAAAAACAUAUAUCUAUACAUUUAGAAGGAAGGAUCACUGUGCAAAACCACGUAUAAUGAGUAAUAAAGUAAGGUUAACCAGUAUAAAAAUCACAA
Messenger RNA from Vespula vulgaris, 1749 nucleotides. It is a transcript of the gene Rab8, whose product is annotated as ras-related protein Rab-8A. Bases 368 to 997 code for a protein of 209 amino acids. The transcript is spliced from 4 exons. The record is from RefSeq and is a predicted model, not a curated record. Gene Ontology annotation, cellular component: endosome; plasma membrane; synaptic vesicle. Gene Ontology annotation, molecular function: GTPase activity; GTP binding. Gene Ontology annotation, biological process: protein localization to plasma membrane; Golgi vesicle fusion to target membrane; protein secretion. NCBI's taxonomy places the organism in Eukaryota, Metazoa, Arthropoda, Insecta, Hymenoptera, Vespidae.